GCGCAUCGGAGAAUGCGGCCCCCCUGAAACCUUUGCGGGAUGGCCGCUCUCAGGUCUCCCUCCGCUUGUGCGGUAUACAUAUUCUAAUACUGAUGCAUACUUGACGAGUCGGCAUGUAAUCGUAGUGGAGCAAGUGGAAAAGCCAACGCAAGAGUUGUUCGCAGCCCGUCGAGAGAGAGAGAGAGACUCGCCAAGCGGAGUGGUGGUUCGAGCCCGAAGAGCGUAGAUUAAAUGUGCGGCAAGGAUGGGAUUACCGCGCGACAACAAUGAGCCGCAUCACGAGUCGCUGCCGCGCGCGACCGUGUAGCAGCUUAAGUCUAACCAUAGGGACGGAAACGGCUGCAAAUCCGACCGGCGGAACGAACGCGCCCCCGAGGCGUUGUCGCCGUAUUCUCUGACAGUCGCAGGAUAAACAGGACACGGCCCGUCACACCGUCCGACGAGCGUUCCUCUUAGUGGCGAGGGACGAGGCGGAAGGAGGACCGUCAAGAUCGCAGCCUCGCGAGCUACCUGCAACCGUGCGUGCGAGCAGCAUCGGCGAGCGUCACCGACAUGUACCAGACGUGCGGCACGAGUCGUCGCGUUAACCGUACAAACGGCCCCGUCAGCUGAUCAUCAUUGAACAACGAAAUGUGAGCAGCAGGUAUCCCCAUCGUCGAGCCCACGAUCGUACAAUCACACAUUGCAGGUUCGAUUGUCGCGGCCUGAUUCCACCGCAUACAUUUAAGACUAAUCGUAACGCGAAAAGGCGGCGGUGCGAGCACUUCAGUCGGUAGGUAAGGAUUCACAUGGGAACAUGGGGAACAAGAAUAGCUGUUGUGUCUACUCCAGCCCGCAAAGUGGACGCAAGGAACCAGGCUCCGAAGGUACCACUCGGAACCUGGAGGAACACCUGCCCGAAGGUGGGAUUAGCGUUAAUAAUUUGCAACAUAUCAGUGAACGUGAGCCGGAAGAUUGGGACUCUGAUCCGUCGUUGCAUCCGUGCGCGGGGACUAUUUUCAUGGAGCGCUCAAAGCAAGCCAUAGAGAAUGGCAUGGUGAGGAAAAAGAGUCAACAUCAGAUAGCGGAUACAAGGCCUUUGAAGAAAAGUAGUAGCUGCAGUACAAUAUAUCUAGACGACAGCACGGUCUCACAACCUAAUUUAAAGAAUACCGUCAAAUGCGUUGCCUUAGCUGUUUAUUACCAUAUUAAGAAUAGAACGUCGCAGCGACAGAUUGAUAUAUUCGACGAGAAACUGCAUCCAUUAACGAGAGAUGGCGUUUCAGACGAUUAUGAUAAACAUAAUCCAGAGCACAAGCAGAUAUAUAAAUUUGUGAGGACUUUGUUUAAUGCCGCUCAGCUCACAGCUGAAUGUGCCAUUAUAACAUUGGUUUACUUAGAACGCCUACUUACUUACGCGGAAAUAGAUAUAACACCGGCGAACUGGAAACGGAUAGUAUUAGGAGCUAUUUUAUUGGCGUCUAAGGUCUGGGACGAUCAGGCGGUAUGGAACGUAGAUUACUGUCAAAUAUUGAAAGACAUCACUGUGGAAGACAUGAACGAGCUGGAGAGACAAUUCCUGGAAAUGCUGCAAUUCAACAUAAAUGUUCCUUCGAGUGUAUAUGCCAAAUAUUACUUCGAUCUUCGUACACUUGCGGAAGCAAACGAAUUAACAUUCCCUAGUGAACCUCUUAGUAAAGAAAAGGCGCAGAAGUUAGAAGCUAUGUCCAGAGUCUACGAGGACAAGGUUACAGCCGUGGCUCUACGUACCGGUGUUAAGAAAUGGUCCAGCUUAGACAAUGUAUGCAUAGGCGGACCUAGACGUAGCAUCGCUAUUUUAUCUUAAGCAUAUGUACGAAUAUACAAAGGGUGUUUAUACCUGCCCUCAAGGUCCGCGACCACUCCUUUUUAAACACCUCGUGUGAGCGGAUGUAAACGUAUGUAUGGAUUACUGUUCAUACUUUAAAUGGAGGUAUACGUGGAAUUUCGUGUAGAAAUGUCAUCAUUGUUACCGAAUGUGUUUUUUUUAAUCUCUUUCACAAGGAAAAAGAAAUUGUUUGGAUUGCCCGACAUUUACGUUGCGUUUCUAUUUAAUUGAUAUGAAUUAAUGUUCGAUGUAUAACAUAUACAUCUCACACGAACGAUAGAGUCAUCGUCUUACGGACGCUAUUUUACGUGCUGUCCGAGCUAGAUGUUAAAAACAUUACAUAUACUACGUGGUGUAUUGCUAAGUUGUACCGUAACGAAAAAAAACUUACCGCUGAAUUUGGUUCACAAGUGACUUUAGAUUUACUCUUGAGAUCACGACAGGUAAUUGUACCUGUGGGUAUUAUAUCUCGAUUUGCCGUCAGUUUCUCAACGAGUAUGCUCUCGGUAUCCGCGUUAAAGAGGAAUAUAUACGCUCUAAUUGGAACAAAAUUCCAAAUUAAAUUCCCUUACCAAUUUAAACAAUUUCUAAUUCGCUUUGAUCAAACAUGUGUUACACUAAUUACAUCUCAACCCGAGAUACAUAUUAAUCUUACUCGUCAGUCUUGUCUUGUCGAGUAUUAUUAAUAUAUCUCCACAGCCAAGAUUCUAUCAGUCCGGGACCUCACGAUGCGAAUAUAUAAUAAUAAAACAUACGAAUACGGUAUAUUAUUGAGGCAAAAAGAAAGAAAAAAAAGAAACGGAAGUUUUAGUCCUAGCAUUAUCUGUGUAUCGUCCUCUUAUAUGGGAGAGAAAAUAACUUGUGAUAUAUAUUAGUCAACUAUUCAUUAUCCAAAGCAUUUUAUAUAUUGACUGAAUCUAAUAAGAAUCAAAGUUACGGCUGAUUUACUAAUAACAUUCUAAACGAAAGCGAAAAUACGCAGCAUGCUUCGAGUAAAAUUAUCGAUAUUCGUCGUAACAUUUACGUAACUUACCACGAGAUACUCCAAUUAGAGAUUCGCGAGGCGAAGCUAUAAUGCACAUUACUAUAUAUAUAUAUAUAUAUAUGUGUAUAUAUAUAUACAUAUGUGUAUAUCUUGAUAUAUCUAAAUUAUUUUAAGUAUAUCAAUAUAUCACUUAUACAUACUUGUGUCUUACUAUUAUAUACAUUGUGAAGGAGAUCAAUGUGCAAAUUUGUCGUGGUGAUUUACAGCAGACAAGUUGUAUAUAGUUUCUUUACAAUGAUAUAAUAUAAGCAUACACAUACACAUGCUGUACAUCGUUCAUUUAUUUUGCCGCGCGCGAAAGCAAGCCGCGUUGAAAAAAAGAAAUUACCUUUAGAAUUAUCUUCGAUCAAACGAUUCAAGUGGAACGCGUGAAUUUUCACGGGGAGAAUUAACGCCGCAGACACACACACACACUCUGCGCGCGACGCUCGAUUAAUUUAAAGCAUCGUAUAUUUUGAUCGACGAUUUGUGUAUUUUGGAUAAUAGUACAUACAUAGCAAGAACACCAUUUACAUAUAAUAUAAUAAGUAUAUGGUAGUGUGUAAACAUUAGCAAAUCAGCCUUUAUAGCUUGUUAGGGAAACGAAAGGCAUGAUAAAUUAGUCGGAAUGAUUGCUUUUAUAUACGGCGCUACUUCCAUGAAUUUGUAACUAGAUAAUGCGCAAGAUUAAGGAUAAGCCAUGAUAUCAGGGUUGCAUCUUUAUUUGUAAAAUCUAAUACACUCUCGGUCUUCGUUGAUAUAAUCGUAUUUGAUUUUUAAUUACGGAUCACUCUAUUGUAAUUGUUCGAAAAGAAGCCAACUCCUCGAUAUCAAGUCUCCUUGUUUGUUCGUUCUUGCUUCUUUUCACAGAUAUUGCGUAAUACGCAUUGAUGUUUUAGGUACUUUAUAUGAGUAUACUCCCCUCCCUCCACAUACACACACAUACACACACACACAUUCACACAGAGUUACGUUGAAUAAUCGUUCGGUGCUCUUUCGUGGGAAAAAAUCAUAUAAUAAUUUCGUUUUCUCACACACUCGCCGUUACUGCUAGGAAAUCUGAAUUCAAAUGCUUUAUACACAGGCGCGCGCGGGUUGAUUGUUUCAACAUAAAUAUUGAAUGUUUAAUUUAACAAUCCGACAGCCACGCGCAAUUGAGAGGAAGAGAGAGAGAGACACUUGUUCUCCCCAUGAAUCGCGUAUAAUUGAAUCUUCCAAAGAGAUCAUCGAAAAGCGCGCUCACUGAGGAAGAAAAGGAAGAAAAAAAGAUACUUCGAGAUUGUAUCAUACUCACACUUUUACACGUAUGACCAAGGUCAAAUUAAUACCAUUUAAUGUACUAUUAAUCGUGUAUCAUAUGCCACUAACUGACUUGUGUACGAUAAUUUCAUAUUUUGUACCUACCAGUUUAGAAGUUUAAACUUAAGAUAGUCUUUAUCUCGCGUAUAUGACUGGUUAUAUAUAAAUAUAUAUAAAAAAAGUAUAUAUAUAUAUAUAUAUACAUCCGUUAAGGAUUAAAAAGCGUAACACGAAAUUCCGUGGAUUGGAUUCCCUCGGAAUCGCCGUUACGAAACGAUAUAUAUAUAUAUUUACGGUUCAUUAUUAUUUUUAUAUUUUAUUACACGCGAGAGAGUCGACGUAUUGUCGAGGUGGAAUUCACAAUACGACGACUGUCGAAAUACGACGUAUGCGGCGAGAAAGAGGAGAAGAGGAACGGCGUACGAGUUCCCGAUUCUCGGCGCAAAAUGUAUAGCGUAUGUACCGGUUCGAUGGUAUAUGUAAGCGUAGUAGUAUAACAUAUCCGCAAUUUCUGUCCAGAUUACGAGGUUUCGUUCAGCCGACCGAUUUGCAAAGGUAUAUUUUUAGGCGUAUCACCGAGGAUUAAGUAGCCACACGCACACAUACACACACAUGUAUGACGCGCUACCGGCGGAAAGCGUUCGCACAACUCGAUCGAAAGCGAACACACACACGUACACACACUGUGCGAUGCCAAAAUAUUGUAAAACGGAAAGAAAGAAGAAGAGAGUUGUACGCUGUAUAAACUGACACUGCAGAAAAAAGAAAGAAAGAAACGCGUGUGCUCCGCGCUGCACCGAUCUCGGUUCGUUUCGCGUUCUGAUUUUCUGACGAGACUUAGAUCUUACGAAUUCUCUCGCGCGUGACUAUUUUUAUAAAAUAGAGAUUCAUUCACGAAGACAAUCUUCGAGUCUCAUUGCGUCCUGUAAAUAAAUUGCCGAGCUCGUGUUUAAGAUUCGUCGAUGUGUAUAUCAUAAAACCGUGCCGCUCUCUCUCUCUCUGUUUAGUAGUUGCUCCAGCAGAACAUCUCUCACGCUUGAAGGUAGUGUCGUCUCUCGGCAACAACGUCGCCUUUAAGUCUUCCAUCCUAAUGUCCAUGAUAGAAUCUUGCGAUUCUUUAUUCCUUGUAAUAAGCAGCACUAUGUUAAUACGUUACACACAUAUAUAUAUAUGUGUAUAUAUAUAUAUAUAUAUAUUGUGACCGAUGCUUUUAAUAUGAAUGCUUUAAUAUGAAUUUGUGAUAAAUAGUUGAUACAUUAACGAUAUCGUUUUUAACGUAUAAAACAAUCUGCGGAAGGCUGUCUGAUUUCACUACUUUACCGUCUGUUCGAUCGUCCCGGCGGGUACGAUACAUCGCGAAGUUGCGACGAAUUUGUAUAUUCGGCCGCCACACCUCCCUCCUUUCGGUUUUUAGCCGAGCAGAAGGAACGAUUUGAUCGUAGUGAUUUCUCUGUCUUGCGUUUUGAAAUUGACGUUGCCGCUUGAAAAGACGUAGCGCUUUCGCGUAACUGUUGCAUGCAAAAAGUGCGUUUCUCUCUCAGAUAUGUAAAAAAUAUAAAUUACCGAUACUUUUUAAUAUCUCGAUUUUAAACGCGCUUCGUAUCUUCGACUCCAAGCGGUCGCACGAUGAACGUGGGCGACGAGAGAGCGAUAUGUGCGUACGUACGUACGACAGUGAAGAUGUAUAAAACGCGAGCUUUUCUGCAAAAGAAAUUAUUAUUGAUAAUGAUUAUACACACACACACACACAUACACGUAUACAUACACACAGAGAAAGAGAUGUACUAUUGCGAGUACUCGACUAUGUAUACAACGGUUGUAUCGGGAAUCUGACGAUUGUAUACACAAGCGGAGCCACUCUCUUGUCUCUCUUCGAACCGCCAAAUUUCUAAGAGACACGCAAUUUCUUAUAAAAAAAUAAAAUUGUGCCUGAAAUCAUUUAUUCAA
Messenger RNA from Dinoponera quadriceps, 6116 nucleotides. It is a transcript of the gene CycY, whose product is annotated as cyclin-Y-like protein 1. The transcript has 4 exons. Bases 797 to 1825 code for a protein of 342 amino acids. Lineage: Eukaryota; Metazoa; Arthropoda; Insecta; Hymenoptera; Formicidae. The record is from RefSeq and is a predicted model, not a curated record. Gene Ontology annotation, biological process: regulation of canonical Wnt signaling pathway; regulation of cyclin-dependent protein serine/threonine kinase activity. Gene Ontology annotation, cellular component: plasma membrane. Gene Ontology annotation, molecular function: protein kinase binding; cyclin-dependent protein serine/threonine kinase activator activity.